This is a messenger RNA of Solanum tuberosum (potato), 1266 nucleotides long. RefSeq names its product tetratricopeptide repeat protein 33-like. The record is from RefSeq and is a predicted model, not a curated record. The transcript has 5 exons. The coding region runs from base 118 to 672 and encodes 184 amino acids. Gene Ontology annotation, molecular function: protein binding. Lineage: Eukaryota; Viridiplantae; Streptophyta; Magnoliopsida; Solanales; Solanaceae.
AAUUAUUAUGUCAAAGUUUCAGUGAGGGAGUCUUUUUGCUAUAGAGAUAAAAGUUGUUUGAAAUUAACCUUUUGAUUCAGGUGGUAACCAAAACAGUGAAACAGCUCGAAGAAGAAGAUGAAGAUGACAUGGAAGAAUCAGAGCAAGAAGAACCCUAACAAGAGACCUAUUUCCCAAUUCGAAAACCUCCCUUUCGAUCCUACUGACGAUUCCAUUUUUCCCGAGGAAAAACUUCCUAAAAACGAAGAGAUUUCUAAUGUUAAAGGAGAUGAUGAUAACGAUACAUUCAAGCUUGUUGAGUCCUUUCAACAACAAGGAAAUAAGCUUGCUGAGGAAGGGAAAUAUCGUGAAGCACUUGGAAAGUGGGAAUCUGCUCUACUUUUGAUGCCAGAUCGUGCCAUUCUGCAUGAACAGAAGGCUCAAAUUUUGCUUGAACUUGGAGAAACAUGGAAGGCGCUGCAAGCUGCUACUCGUGCAACUGAGUUGGAACCAAGCUGGGGUGAGGCGUGGGUCACCCUUGGUAGAGCACAGCUGAAUUAUGGUGAGCCUGACAGUGCUAUAGAAAGCUUAGACAGAGCACUAGCCAUCAAGACUCUGCUGAGGCUCGUAAUGAUCGACAAGCUGCUUUGCAUCAUAUUCAGAGGAGAAAACAGUUACAGACAUCAGGUUUGAGCAUGAACCAAAACCGUUUUGCUGUAGUGGACAAAACUGAGAGCACUUGAAGGUUUGAAACGUAGGGUUAAUCUCAUUACAUAUGAUGCUUUGUUCCGAUAAAAUCCUGAGGCUAGGGAAUAUCUUCUGUCACAUUUGACUUCGAGUCAAGGUUUCAAAAUGCUGGUUCAGCUAUAGAAAGAGGUGUAGGUGUGCAUAUCAGUGAGGAGAGAAAAUAGCCAGAAGGGUUGACAAUGAUAAAACAUGAUGCCUGGGCAAUGAAAUGUCUACUUGUGAUAUAGAUGAUCCUCUAUGGCCUCUAACAUAGAGUUACUUCAUAGCUAUGUUUGUUUGAUUAUUCUGAUUAGUAAUAUAUAUCUACACGUUCUGCUGUGCAAAUCAAGUGAAUGACGUUUUUUACGUUCAAAAAGUGCAUCUGAUUUGUAUCGACCAGUGAAAGAAUUUGUUUCACACCCAAUGGUACCCAGCCACCACUCCUAGCCAUCCCACCUUUCAUAAUUUUUUUCUAGAUUACAUAGAGAUGCUGUUAGGACAACAUGUUUCUGCUGAUGUAUCAAACGCUAAAAUAUAUGUUAUAAAAAACACUUUUCUUCC